This is a messenger RNA of Hemisphaericaspora subhashii, 207 nucleotides long. RefSeq lists its product as uncharacterized. The transcript has 2 exons. The coding region runs from base 1 to 207 and encodes 68 amino acids. NCBI's taxonomy places the organism in Eukaryota, Fungi, Ascomycota, Pichiomycetes, Serinales, Debaryomycetaceae. Gene Ontology annotation, molecular function: proton-transporting ATPase activity, rotational mechanism. Gene Ontology annotation, biological process: vacuolar acidification. Gene Ontology annotation, cellular component: vacuolar proton-transporting V-type ATPase complex; fungal-type vacuole membrane. The record is from RefSeq and is a predicted model, not a curated record.
AUGUCAGGUGCUGGUAAUCGUGAACAAGUGUUUCCUACUCCUUUAACCAAAAGAUUUAGAGAUAUCACACAAAGAAUUGAUAAAGCUAAACGGAAGAUGGGUAGAGUUAUUAAAACAUUUUCAUUAGCAGAAAUUCAAUAUGCUACUGGUGAUAAUAUUGGUUAUCAAGUUCAAGAAUCAGUUCAAAAAGCAAGAUUUUCAAGUUAA